AAAAGCUCGCUGAACUAUCACGACACGAAAUGCCAUUAGUGUGCUUCUGCUGACAAACACGUUUUUACAAAAAGAAGAAUGGACGAUUCACAGCCAUCUUCCUCCAGCAGGCCCAGACGUCAGAAGACCGAUAAGGCUGGCAGGCUCUCGGCUUUGGAAAAAUUAAAGGAAUUUCGUAGUGGCAAACGCAGAUAUGAGAUUGAAGAGUUAGAAAAUGUGUAUGAUGAAGUGGAUGAAAAAGAAUACAGUAAUACUGUUCUGAAACGUCAGCGAGAUGAUUGGAUAGUUGAUGAUGGAGGAAGUGGGUAUAUCGAAGAUGGAAGAGAGAUUUUUGAUGACGAUCUGGAUGAAGAAAGUAUUCAAGAAGCGAGGAAACAGAAGCAUAACAUGGCUGGUCCUAGAAAGAAAAGGAAGCAAGAAGACAAGAAAAAAGGGGAUAUUCAAAAUAUGAUUAGAAACAUGCCUUCUAAGAAAGGUACAGAUGUAGUGAUCAAGGAUGAUGAUAUUUUGGGAGAGUUGCUCAGUGAGAUUUCAGCAAGCAAAUCGACAAACAGUCCUAAAUCAGAAGGCAAUAGAAAUAAAUUUUGUCAUACAGUUCACUCAAAUGCUACACAAAAGUAUCAGUCUUCGAACAUACAGAAAGAAGCAGACAAUAAGAAGAUAUCUAAAAAGUCGGGAGAGCAGGAUGUAGGAAACUUAGUAGAAUCCAAUAAUGAUCAAAGUGUAAGUCAAAUAAUCGAGGAUGAUGAUACAGAUCUGUUAUUUGAUCCCCCACAAAAGAGUACAAAUAAGUCUGCAGUGUCAAGUAAAUGGUCAAGCAUAAAAAAAGACUCGAAAUUGGAAGAAAAGAGCACAAAAAAAUCAGUGGAAUCUAAUAAUAUUGCACAAAGUGCAAGUCAGAUAAUUGAGGAUGAUGAAUCCGCUACGAUAAAUCUAAGUGAAUGCGUUGAUGAUCUAUCUACUAUAGAUUUUGACGACGGCAGCAUGGAUGUCGACUUUUCAACACCGGCAAGCAAUGUUAAACCUCAGAAUAACGGAGUGGACACACAGAAUGCUGCAUGUAAAACUUCUGUCAAAGGUAUAAAAAUUGGCAAUGCCGUUGAUUUGACAGAAGUAGCGCCCCAAUUGAUCAAGACGAAGGAUGAGGAAGAGGUGUUCAGGUUCUACUAUCUGGAUGCGUAUGAAAACCCUUACAAGAAUCCCGGAACUGUGUAUCUCUUCGGCAAGACUUAUGUCCCGAGCCAUGAUAUGUACUGUUCAUGUUGCGUUAUGGUGCAUUGCAUACCAAGAAGAAUAUAUCUUUUGCCUAGAAAAUACAAUUCUAAAAAUAACGAAUUAACCACUAUGGAGGACGUGUACAAAGAGUUCGAUGAAUACGCCAACAAGAUGCGCAUAAUGGAAUUCAACUGCAAGGAAGUAAAGAAGCAUUAUUCCUUCGAAAAGGAGGGUACGCCGAAGAUUUCCGACUACCUGGAGAUCAGAUACAACGCGCGUUAUCCAGCGAUCGACGCCAAUUACUCGGGUCCAGCGAUCGAGCGUGUGUUCGGCACGACGGUGAACGCGUUAGAGCAGCUGCUUGUCGAACGAAAAAUCAAGGGGCCUUCCUGGUUGGACAUAAAAAAUAUAUCGCCCACCGCGGGGCGAUUCGCCUGGUGUUCGCAGAUAGUGGUUACUUCGGACAUGAGCAACAUAUCGCUAUGUACCCAAGAGAGCUCCAAGCCUCCAAUGGUGAUAGCGACUUUGAACGUGAGGAUGUCUUUAAACACGAAACUGCAGAACGAAGUGGUGAUGGUCGCUGUGCUAAUUCAUCACAAGUACAGUGUCGACAGAGAGCCACCGAAACCACCUUACGAUCGUCAAUUUUGCUUUGUCACACGCCCGCGAGAGAUUCCAUGGCCGCGGCAAGUGCGGGAUACCUUUUUGAAGGUCCCGAAUACCGAAGUAAUCAAGUGCGAAAACGAAAACGAAUUGCUCGAAGAGCUGUUGACUCUCAUGCAGAAAGCAGAUCCGGAUUUGAUAAUAGGCUACGACUGCGCAUUCCAGUUUGACGUCUUGAUGCAGAGAAUGUUUGCGCUGAAAGUGUCUAACUGGAACAGAAUGGGAAGAUUAAAGUCAACUACACCUCCUCUGCUCAGGGGAAAAAUAAUGCUCACUCAAGCGUUUGUGGGCCGUCCGAUUUGCGACAUACAAGUCUCGGCGAAGGAAUUGAACUUGAAAGUCAGGAGUUACGAUCUGCAGUCCCUUUGCGGCGCAGUACUAAAGACGAAGGAACACGAAUGUAAGGAAAUCACGCCGGCGGAGACUCCGUCGUUCUACAAGACGGCGGAUAAAAUAAUAAGUCUAAUGCAUGCAACGUUGAAGGAAGCGAAAUACAUUAUAACUAUAGUGAUGGAUCUCAAUGUUAUACCGCUCGCGCUACAAAUCACCUGUUUAGCCGGCAAUAUUUUAUCGAGGACGCUGUUGGGCGGAAGAGCGGAGAGAAACGAGUAUUUGUUGCUGCAUGCUUUCCAUCUGAAAGAUUACAUAACGCCGGACAAAAAGAUUGACAAGAGAGGGAAAGAUGAGGAUGGUCCGCGCAGGAAAGCCGCGGCGUAUACCGGAGGUCUCGUGCUCGACCCGAAGAAAGGUUUUUACGACAAGCUUGUGCUGCUGAUGGACUUCAAUUCUUUGUAUCCGAGCAUUAUACAAGAGUACAAUUUGUGUUUCACAACCGUGCCCGGUGCAGCGUACGCCGACGUCGAGCAAUUAAAUAUCCCCGAGUCGGAUCUGGAGGCCGGCGUGAUCCCGACUGAGAUUCACAAGUUGGUCAAGAGCAGGCAGCAAAUCAAGCAGCUCAUGAAGGCGCCGAAUCUAUCGCCGGAGCAGAAAAUGGAUUACCACAUCAGACAAAUGGCUCUGAAGCUGACGGCCAAUUCCAUGUACGGAUGCUUGGGAGCGACGCAUUGUCGGUUUUAUGCUAGAGGCCUCGCCGCUCUGGUGACGGCCAAAGGUCGGGAGAUUUUGGAGGACACGAAACACUUGGUGGAGAAACUGCAGUACGAAGUAAUUUACGGCGACACCGAUUCCUUGAUGAUAAAUACCAACAUUUUGGAGUACGACGACGUGUUCUCGAUCGGUAGAAAGAUUAUGAAGGAAGUUAAUAAUCGAUAUAAAAAAGUCGAACUGGACAUCGAUGGAGUAUUCCGGUAUCUGUUGCUCUUGCAAAAGAAGAAAUACGCCGCUGUUACAGUGACGAAGUUGCCAAGCGGUCAGUUGCAGUUGACGCAGGAGCACAAGGGUCUGGACAUCGUAAGGAGAGAUUGGUGUCCGUUGGCCUGCGACACCGGAAAAAAAGUUCUGGAUAUACUUCUCUGCGAUCAGUCGAGCGAGACGCGUCUGGAGCAGGUCGUGCAAAUCCUGCAAAACAUCGCGAAAAGCGUGAAGGAGGGAACGGCGCCGCUGUCAUCGUUCGUCAUCACCAAACAGUUGUCGAAGAAUCCGGACGCGUAUCCAGAUAAGAAACAGUUAUCUCACGUGAUGGUAGCACUGAGACUGAACAAAGCCGGCGGUCGGAUGUGGAAAGCCGGCGAUACACUGCCAUAUGUCAUAUGCGAGGACGGAACCGAGGCGAGCGCAACCGAACGAGCGUAUCACAUCGAUGAGGUGAAAAAUAAUGAGAAAUUGAAGGUGGACGUUAAUUACUAUCUGUUGAGUCAAAUAUUCCCCGUGAUUUUACGCAUCUGCGAACCGAUCGAGGGCAUCGACGAUGUCUUCUUAGCCAAUAAUUUAGGUUUACAAUAUGUUUACAAGCCUAAGGCCUUAGCUUGCGAGGCGACCCUGAAUCUACCGCUGGCUAUCAAUGACGACAGAUUCAACAAUUGUCUUCCUUUGACAUUUAAAUGUAAAAAUGAACGGUGCGACGCAGAAAUAGUGAUUAAGGAUGCCGUAACGGAGUUUCAUUCCGGUCGGCAAUUAUCGCUCAGUAUGUGCCCCAAUCAAGACUGCAAAUUACCGCCUUGGAAAUACGCAAAUAUGAUACAGAAUGUAGUUCAGCUCGCCAUGAGGAGAGCGAUUAGCAAGUACUACAGUGGCUGGUUGGAAUGCGAGAAUCCACUGUGUUCCAACAGAACAAGAAGGUUGCCGUUAGAUUUCGCGAAGAAGUUUCCAGAUUGUCCGGCGUGCAAAGACGUUUCCAUGAGCAAAGUUUAUUCCGGGACCGACCUCUACAAUCAAUUGUUCUACUAUCACAAAAUGUUUGACAUCAAUCAACCGGCUUACAAACAUCACUUGUCACAGUGCCCGCGGGACAUGAUAGCCGCGUACAACUCGCUGAAAGAGGCGAUCGACAGACAAUUGAAGCGGAACAAGUUUUCAUGCGUGAAUAUCACGGGAAUAUUUGGCAGCGCCGGUGCCAAUCCCGGAAUAUUUGGCAGCGCCGGCUCGCGAGAGGACUUCGACGAUCUGGGCGAUUUCUCCGACGACACUGACAAAGAGAUUUAAGAAGAAACACGGGU
Molecule: messenger RNA, 4493 nt
Organism: Linepithema humile (Argentine ant)
Lineage: Eukaryota; Metazoa; Arthropoda; Insecta; Hymenoptera; Formicidae
Gene: DNApol-alpha180
Product: DNA polymerase alpha catalytic subunit
Biological process (GO): lagging strand elongation; mitotic DNA replication initiation; DNA replication
Cellular component (GO): alpha DNA polymerase:primase complex
Molecular function (GO): chromatin binding; DNA replication origin binding; single-stranded DNA binding
Source: RefSeq, a predicted model, not a curated record